AAAGCAUCAACUGGAGAGGAAGUUGAGUUUUCCUUCCGAUUUUUUCGACCGUUGAGAAAAUGACGAAAAAUAAAAUCGCAAUGCAAAGGAAAAGAAAGUGAAAGAUUUGAAAAAUUAAAUAAACUAUGAACGUGAAUAAAGUUCUUUGCCAGCUCAACAGCAUUUCAUUUUGUGUGCCAAGAUUAAUAUUUUUCCAAGCGAGCCACACCCUUAGCCAUACUGUUCGCUUAUCUGACAUUCCUGAUAUUUGCACAAGUGAAGAAUGGAAUACUGUUAUCCAAGACAGCAGAGCAGCACUGCAAAGGUAUACAGCCCCUAGCAAUUCCUUGGGUUACAGGAAUCCUAUUUCAGUGAAUGCUGUCGUUCAAAGAUUACAGAAAACAUCCAGCCGUCAUAGUCAUUUGAUUAAUGCUUUUAGGCAAGUGCUGAACAACACCGACGAAGCAGCCAGCAGACUGCGGUGGCCAGGUUUGAUAACAUUACUGAUAUCUAAGGGGAUCGGCUGUCCUUUCGAAACAGAUAACUUCAUUAGUAAGAGAGCAGAAGAUGUCAUUUGGUCGUCACAAAUCCUUCUCGCCGAAAUCAUCAAUUUACUUCAUUGCCACAACGUAUUCCGUAAAGAGAACUGUAUCCUAUCUUCAUCAAGGAGAAAAAAAGAAAAUUUUAGAACAUUCAGAAGGAUGGAGCAAAUAGUGAGUGAUUAUUUCACGUCAUCGACAGUUAGCAGAUUCUCUGGAUUAAGGAAUAGCAAAGUGCUACAUCUGCUGUCAGAAGUGCUAGAAUCCCAAGCAAAAACCAGAAUUGAAAAUUUUAGAAACUUUGAUAUUCAUACUAUUUACAAUUUAAAAGCCUGGGAAAUCGACGCUUUCUAUCCACAAGGAAUACUGCUAGCUAACGGAUGCCAAGCUGCUUUAGAGUUGGCAGGAUACAGUGAACGAAUACAGAAAAUGGCAUUUGAAUUUGGACAAUCAUUUUCGUUCGCCAUUAAGGCAAAUGCAGACAUUCAACAAUUUCAAAGUUACCAAUCCACUCAGAGUUCUACAAUUAACACCUCAGGCUUGCCAGUUGUUUUGCAUUUGUCCAACAAUCCUGAAACUUUAGCAAACAUCUAUGCUUAUGGGAGACGAAUGGAUAACAUUGAUCUUGAUCAGUUAAAUUCAAUAGUAAUUUCAAGUAGAAGUGUACAGCAGGCAAAAGAAGUGAUGGAAAAAUAUGUGAAGAAAACUGAAGACAUUCUCAAUGAGUUUGAACCGAUCAAGAAAGCUGAAAUAAUUGAAUAUUUAUUUAGACUAGUAAAAACAUUAAAAAAUACUUAAUUAAAAGAACAAAUCUGGAGAUAGGCAUCACUUGUACAUUAUUGCAUAAUAAAAACUGCAUAUAAAACAGAUUUAUGAAAAUAAAUAUAAAUAUUUAGUAUUAUUUUUAUGUAUGCUUUCUAAAAAUAACACGAUUUUC
Uloborus diversus is the source of this 1455-nucleotide messenger RNA. RefSeq names its product all trans-polyprenyl-diphosphate synthase PDSS2-like. Gene Ontology annotation, molecular function: prenyltransferase activity. Gene Ontology annotation, cellular component: transferase complex; mitochondrion. Gene Ontology annotation, biological process: isoprenoid biosynthetic process; ubiquinone biosynthetic process. The record is from RefSeq and is a predicted model, not a curated record. Lineage: Eukaryota; Metazoa; Arthropoda; Arachnida; Araneae; Uloboridae. The transcript has 6 exons. Bases 126 to 1316 code for a protein of 396 amino acids.